AUGGAACACAGCAGGUAUCUGGCUGGUCUGAUUCUGGCUGCCCUUCUCCCCCAAGUGAGUCUCUUCAAGAUAAACGUGGAGGAAACUGAGGACAAAGUGGUUUUGAAUUGUAAUACCAGCGUCAAGUGGCUAGAGGGAACAGUGGGAAAAUUGUCCUCAAAUGAUACAAGAUUGGACUUGGGAAAACGCAUCCUGGACCCGCGAGGAGUGUAUGAGUGUAAUGGGACAGAUAUUAAUGCCGGCAAAACAUCUACUAUUCACGUAUAUUAUCGAAUGUGCCAGAACUGCGUGGAGCUGGACUUGGCCACCCUGGCUGGUAUCGUCAUCACUGACAUCAUUGCCACUCUGCUCCUUGCUUUGGGAGUCUACUGUUUUGCUGGACAUGAGACUGGAAGGCUCUCUGGGGCUGCUGACACACAAGCUCUGCUGAGGAAUGACCAGCUCUAUCAGCCCCUCCGAGAUCGGGAUGAUGCUCAGUACAGCCGUCUUGGAGGAAACUGGCCUAGAAACAAGUGA
Molecule: messenger RNA, 516 nt
Organism: Cynocephalus volans (Philippine flying lemur)
Lineage: Eukaryota; Metazoa; Chordata; Mammalia; Dermoptera; Cynocephalidae
Product: T-cell surface glycoprotein CD3 delta chain
Exons: 5
Coding region: 1-516 (171 amino acids)
Biological process (GO): positive thymic T cell selection; cell surface receptor signaling pathway
Cellular component (GO): alpha-beta T cell receptor complex; external side of plasma membrane; membrane
Molecular function (GO): transmembrane signaling receptor activity
Source: RefSeq, a predicted model, not a curated record